Messenger RNA from Mollisia scopiformis, 1426 nucleotides. RefSeq lists its product as uncharacterized. NCBI's taxonomy places the organism in Eukaryota, Fungi, Ascomycota, Leotiomycetes, Helotiales, Mollisiaceae. Bases 169 to 1347 code for a protein of 392 amino acids. The transcript is spliced from 6 exons. The record is from RefSeq and is a predicted model, not a curated record.
CACAAUAAUAAUAUCCGCCAGAGAAAAUGGAAUCCCAUUUUCUCGGAUCGUAGGUCAUGUUAUGAGUAUCAGCAGAAGCUUCUUUUGUUGUUCUGGAAAUCAACGUCGUCUUCUUAUCUUGUGUUUCUCGCUUCGAUACCUCUGAGUUUUUCCUCCUCGCCAAACAAAAUGUAUGCCGACUCCAUCAUCUUCGUUCCUUAUGCGUCGCCGAGUGCUAUUAUCGCGGCUGGGGUCGUCUUACCGGUUUUGAGUAUCAUUGCGGUGGUAUUGCGUUUCUAUGUGCGCAGCUCGAGAAAAACGGCCAUAGGUGUUGAUGACUGGCUUGUUAUUCCACCUUUGUUCUUUGUUAUUGGAAUGGGAGCCUGCUUAAUCGCCGGUGUUCACGACCAUGGUUUCGGCUACCCAACUCCACCUCCAACAGGAACGACGGAGGAAGAGUACCUGACCGAGACGAACCCUGAGAUUGUGACUGCUAAUCAGAUUCAAUUCGCUUUGAAUCUGUUGAUGAUUCCUGCUUAUGGGUUCAUCAAGCUCAGCAUCAUUUUCUUCUACAAGAAGAUCUUUGCUGUAGAGAAGCGUCUCUUCUACCUAUUCUAUGUCCUCACUUGGACUAUGAUUGCCGUCGUCAUGGCUUGGACAGUCUGCUUUGAGUUUAUGUUCAUUUUUGGCUGUGGAAAACACAUCAGCGCUUUCUGGGGUUCUCGUUUGGACUUGGCUACCUAUUGCGCCAAGGGUCUCACGUACGAUGAAGCUAUGUUCACUUCUGAGUUCAUCCUCAACAUUAUCCUGUUGGUCAUGCCUUUGCCUACCAUUUGGAGGCUUCAUAUGCCAUGGACUCGCAAGCUUGCCAUCACUGGGGUCCUCCUAAUGGCUUUCAUGGCUGUCAUUGCCUCCGUUUUCCGCCUCGUUAUUGUUCUCGAGGUGGUCAACUCCAAUUACAGUGCUGUCUGGGAUGAAGAUGAAACCAUCGCAACAAUCUACUACUGGGGAAUGAUCGAAGCAGGUCUCGCUCUCAUCGCCUGCAAUCUCCCCUCCCUCAAGCCCCUAUUCACCGCCGACGGCAUCCAAAGCGUCCUCAACAGCGUCCGCAGCAGAGUCUCCUUCCACUCCUCAAACAGCAGCAACGCACCCAAGAGCUCCAAGAGCUCCCAGACCUCGGAAUCGUCUGGUGGUCUGCAGAACCCGUUCCAUAAGGCUGAAGAGGGUAGAUUGAGCGUCACCCCUUUCAGAGGCGAUGUUUCGGAGACAGAGAGUCAUAUUGUCUACGUCAAAGGCCUAGAGACAGAGCAUCAGCAGAAUUCGAUCACGGUGCAGAGAGAUGUGAGUGUAGAGGAUACUACGAAGUGAAAAUCAGCUGCGGAGUUGGGCGUCUUGAAGGCAUCGUAUAUAGGCUACCUGAACAUCAUAAAUACCAAUUUGCUCUAGA